GAAUUGCCCGACGUCCAUACUUCCGUGGACUCCCCAUCUUUGUGGAACCACUGGCGCUCUACCCAUUCCACCCGAAUUAAUGCUUGCACUGUACGCGUUCUACUACUUUACUGGACUGACUAAAAAUCAUUUCUCCGGUCUUCGUCUUCGGAUAGUUUCUUCUUGGUGGAUGUUGAAGCUUCUCGAGCCACUUAGCAUAUCUUAGCUUUUGCUAGCUCGCUGCACACAAAGACGCGUUUAGGAACGUCGUCAAGCAGAGAUCGAGUGUCAUAUUGUGGAUUGCCGUGUUAAAAUGUGUGAUCCAAGGAUAGUUGAGUACGAGAAGGAACUUCCUGGAACAAAAGAGAAGAACGAGCGACAACGUCAACGAUUGUAUGCUCUUUGCAAGCAGCCUCGAGUUGUGCUACACAGAGCAGACAUCUGUAAAAAAUAUCUUCAUCCUGGAGAGCUGGAGCCAGAUUACCCUCCCAUUAAAGAUGUGGUCCAGACACAACACCUACUGGAGGAAGAACCCACUCAGAUUAAAGCAGAGGAGAAGUCAGACCAUCCUCACAUCAAAGCUGAAGAAGAGCAUUGUCACAUCAAAAAGGAGGAAGAGCACCCUCAGAUCAAAGAGGAAAAGCAGGAGGAUAAUAUCACAAAGUUUUUGUCGGUUGGUGUCCCUUUAAAGAGUGAAGAUGAAGGUCAAAGUGAGGAGAACAGAGUGGCUGAGCCUCCAAGCAGUAUAUUAAAUCAACACAUGGCAACAGAAUGUGUUGGAGACCUGUGUGGAGGAUCACAAGAAGACUGCCUCUUAGCUCCACUAUCGGAGAGUGACGACGCGUCACACUAUCGUCACACUGAUGAAGAGUCAGAAUGUGAUAUAUGUCACACUGACAACCAGCGCUGGAAAUGUUCUCAGUGUGGGAAGACAUUUGUCUACAAGUCUCUCUUGAAAAAGCACAUCAUCAUACACACUGGAGAGAAACCUUUUAUCUGCUCAGAUUGCGGUCAAAGAUUCUCUCGAAAGGGAACCUUAACAGUACACACAAGAACACAUUCUGGUGAGAAACCUUUUGCCUGUUCAGUUUGCGGACAAAGAUUCUCUCAUAGAAGUCAUCUGACAGCACACACAAGAACACACACUGGUGAGAAGCCUUUUGCCUGCUCAGUGUGCGGUCAAAGAUUCUCUGAUAAGGGGAACUUGACAAGGCACACCAGAACCCACACGGGAGAGAAACCUUUUGCCUGUUCAGUUUGUGGUCAAAAGGUUUCCGAUAAGGGAAGUUUACGAAAACACAUUAGUAUACACACAGGUGAGAAGCCAUUUGCCUGUUCAGUUUGUGGUCAAAGGUUCUCUCAAAAGGGAACGCUCACAAUACACACACGAACCCACACUGGAGAGAAACCUUACGCUUGUUCAGUUUGUGGUCAAAGAUUCUCUCAAAAGGGAACCUUAACAAUACACACAAGAACUCAUACCGGAGAGAAACCUUAUGCUUGUUUAGGUUGCGAUCAAAGAUUUACUCAUAGAAGUCAUUUGACCACACACCAAAGGACACACACUGGUGAGAAACCUUUUACCUGCUUAGUUUGUGGUCAAAGAUUCUCUCGAAAGGGACAUUUGGCAACGCACACAAGAACACACACAGGGGAGAGACCUUAUUACUGCUCACUGUGUGGUCUACGAUUCUCUUAUAAGUAUCAAUCCAAGAGUCACAAGUGCGCUGGUGAAUAUAGCUGUGGACAAUGAAGUACAGGGCCUUGAUUGUAACAGAGGGACAAUGCGUCCAAGCAGCUCAAGUCAACGCAUGACAAUAGAUGACUGGAGGCCACUGUGAAGAAUCACAAGCUGCUCUUAGUUCGAACAUCACGCUGAUGAGGAUGAAGUGUUUGAAGUUAUGACAUCACUUUGACAACCAUUGCUGAAAAUAUUUCUCAGUGGAGGUUCAUCUUUGUAUAUACAUCUCUUGAAUUGGUGAUACGCUGGCGAGAAAGUUUUUAUCUGCUCAGAUUGUGAUCACCAAUUGACCCCUCCGUACAGGGCACUUAACCACGCCCCCUGAAGUGAGUCACGCCACGUGCGCUGACGUAAGACAAACAGUAAAAAUGGCAAAUACACUACAAUACAUUCUUAACUGAGAGAGACGCCAUGCUUCUGAUUUCAUUCAAUCAUUCACACGUAGCAGUGUUAUGCUAGCGAUGAACGUCUCAUUCAUUUAUACGAGACGUGGAUUAAAAAUCAAAUUUAGGGCAUAUCUUCGUGCAAACACAGUCUGGUUAAGAUUCUGGCCGCGAGCCAGCAAAAAAUCAAUACGUUUGUACAGUCCGAUCAUCGCUAAAUAUCGCUCAACAAAGAAUAAGUGUGUCAAUCGUUCACACGCAGCAGUGUUAUGCUAGCGAAGAACGUCUCAUUCAUUUAUACAAGACGUGUAUUGAAAAUCAAAUAUAGGGCAUACCUUCGUGCAAACACAGUCCGGUUUACUGUAGCCGUGUAGCCGCGAACAAAGGAACACGUUUGUGCAGUCCAAUCAUCGCUAAAUAUCGCUCAACAAAGAAUAAGUGUGUCAAUCGUUCACACGCAGCAGUGUUAUGCUAGCGAAGAACGUCUCAUUCAUUUAUACGAGACAUGUAUUGAAAAUCAAAUAUAGGGCAUACCUUCGUGCAAACAUAUGUGUUCCGGUUGAUAUUAGAUGGAUUUAGUUGAUGAUGCGGUCUUCCACAAAGUUUGAUCCAUCGAAGGGAUUUUUCGUACUGGGUCUUCGGUUUUGGAAAGGGUACGAAUCGAACUCCACCAACUAGCCUUUCAGGAUACCUGUCGUCACUAUUACAAAGUCCGUGACUACACCUCUUAACCAUAUUUUUUGUUAAAUAACCCAAAUACGCGAUAAAACGCUCACUAAACCUAUACUGGACGAUUCAAUGUUGUCAGAGAAAAUGGCGGGAGCAAAAACGGGCUUUGGUCUAUGCAGAUCUCUGGCCUCUGAUUGGUCAGUGACGCGGAUUGCGGAAUAUCCACGGAGGGGUCAAUUCUCCAAAGGGGCCCUUAACUACAAGAGCACACACAGAAACAUUUUCCCUUUACUUUUAAUCAGUUUGCAGUCAAAGAUCUUUCCGUUGUGAACGAGACAGCCAAAUGUUCGAACGGCUCUUGUCUGAGGUGAGGUUAUAGAUAUCGUAUCGAGGUGCAUGCGAUUUUCAUGUACUGUAUGUUCUUGUGUUCCGUGUUCCAUGUACUUUGGUAAAAGCCUCCUGCUGACAAGUGUUGAGCAUGAGCAUUUGUGCUAAAACGUUUGUAGCAAUACAUCUGCCAACGUUUUACUGGUAUAUGUAUCAAAAAUGAUUGAUUGGAGUAGACUGAAAAGAAACAUUUACUUUUUUGGUUGGAAAACUGCAUCUGUCAUGCUGGAUGACAAAUUGAACCUGAAUUUAUAAAUUUGGUUUACUCUGUGACUAGGUUUGCCACCAAAAACAUUCUCCAGUCAAUCAAAUAAAUCAAAAUGGAUUUAAUCCAUUCCAGCCCCAGACCUAAAUUAUGUCCCUAUUUUGCUCGUAUGUGUGGUUUAAAUAAACACCUCAGAAUAUAGAAUUAUUGUAAUUUCUCGUGGACAAUUGUCACACACACACACCAUUGUCAAAAGUCAAUAGUGCACAUUAUAUAGGGAGUCCUCGGUCUAAGAACAGGAUCCGUUCCUAACCUGGCGAUAACCCAAAUUUCCGCAAAAGUGGGAUUUCACCGUUAGUCAAAAUUUACCAUGACAGCUGGGAUUGGCUCCAGCGCUCCCAUGAUCCUCGUGAGGAUAAGCGGCGCAGAAAAUAGGUGGGUGUUGGUAAUACACCAUGCCUUUUCCCUUAAUGAACAUUCGUCUGAUAUUAAAGGGCAACCAUCAUG
Molecule: messenger RNA, 3871 nt
Organism: Syngnathoides biaculeatus (alligator pipefish)
Lineage: Eukaryota; Metazoa; Chordata; Actinopteri; Syngnathiformes; Syngnathidae
Product: zinc finger protein OZF-like
Exons: 2
Coding region: 293-1732 (479 amino acids)
Biological process (GO): regulation of transcription by RNA polymerase II; central nervous system development
Cellular component (GO): nucleus
Molecular function (GO): RNA polymerase II cis-regulatory region sequence-specific DNA binding; DNA-binding transcription factor activity, RNA polymerase II-specific
Source: RefSeq, a predicted model, not a curated record